Salvelinus sp. IW2-2015 is the source of this 2491-nucleotide messenger RNA. RefSeq names its product DNA repair protein complementing XP-A cells homolog. NCBI's taxonomy places the organism in Eukaryota, Metazoa, Chordata, Actinopteri, Salmoniformes, Salmonidae. Gene Ontology annotation, biological process: nucleotide-excision repair, DNA damage recognition; UV-damage excision repair; nucleotide-excision repair involved in interstrand cross-link repair. Gene Ontology annotation, cellular component: nucleotide-excision repair factor 1 complex. The record is from RefSeq and is a predicted model, not a curated record. Gene Ontology annotation, molecular function: damaged DNA binding.
CACAAAUGGCAGCCGCCGACAACACGAGCAGACAGCUGUGCCCACGGGUUAAAAGUAAAAACAAACAAUUGUACCCCUCUGCCCGCUGUCUUGCUGGUAAACAACUUUACUUAAUUGUAAUUUCCAAGACGCUGGAGUUUAGCCUAGCCUAAGUUAGUUAGCGCAUGCUUUUUUUGCGAUGGAUCUGUUGGAGCCUCCCACGCCGAUGAAGGAUAAUGCUUCUUCUCAUUCGGAGUCCAAAGCCAAGAACUGCGAUCUGUCCCACGCGAUGAGAGCCAAGAUCUAACGAAACAGACAGCGGGCUCUGAUGCCCGAGGCAAGCCUGACCGGCCAAUAGACCAUCGGCAGGAGAAGGGGGUGGAACCUCGGCUAAAGUCGCCAAGACAGUCGACUCUGGAGAAUGGUUCUUCAUUGAUGAAGGACAAAGAAAGUUGUGCAUCAACCAGAUAUGUGCAUUAAUAGUCAAUCAAAUAUGGCAGGGGGAAGUAUUCACAUUUGUUGCAUGAUGAAAAUAUAAUUAAUCUUAUCUGCAGAUCCGGUGUAACAGAGAAAGAUGCGUUGUGGGCUCAUGUAAUACCACAUUCCAAUUGCUGAGUGGAGUCAGUUUCAGGUAUUGAAGAUUAUAAAGGAAGUUCGUAAUACAUUAUUUAUGGCACAGUGACAACCAACCUCUAUCUGAAUGACUAGUAGAUCCGUUUUUACUGACAAGACACCUUGGCUGACCUCUCCCUCCUAUCACUCUCUCUGCACUGCCUGUGAUUUGGGAUAAGUGUGUUUGUGCUAAAAUGACUAGAAUGUAAUCAUUUUAAAUGUACUAGUAGUUUAUAGACAGUGUUGAGCCUGGGUGCCAGUCUACUUGGAAUUGUCUACUGACAAUUCCAUAAGUAGGUUUCAGGAGAGCAGAGACGAACUGGCAUUCAGGCUUAGUGUUGAGCUCUGCUGAUCUCUCUGACUCUGUCCUCCUCCUAGCCCCGGUGAUGGAGGCAGACUAUCUGCUGUGUGAUGACUGGGACCGCCCUUUUAGGGAUUCCUACCUCAGCAACGGCUUCCGUCUGGCAGUCUGUGACAACUACAGAGACGACGAGGUGAAACACAAGCAGAUAUCCCGUACGGAGGCUCAGCAGCUCUACCUACUGAAGGACUGUGACCUGGACCAGAGGGAGCCAGUGCUGAGGUUCGUCCUGAGGAAGAACCCACACAACCCUCACUGGGGAGACAUCAAACUCUACCUCAGGCUGCAGGUGGAGACGCGCUCCUUAGAGGUGUGGGGCUCCGAGGAGGCCAAGGAGUCCAGAGAGGAGAACAGGGAGGUGCAGAAGCGCGUCAACCCAAAGGUCAAAGAGCUCCACCGUGCGGUGAGGAGCAGCGUGGGGACAAAGAACACCCGUGCUCACCGGCACGAGUACGGCCCUGAGGAACUAGUGGAUGAAGACGAGGAUCUCUACAGGAAGGUCGGUAACACCUGUGAACACAAACUGACCCAAGAUGUACCCUAGAGUCUUUUAAAUCGGAUCCCGGAGGCUCACAGAGUGAGUUUUUUAAAUUUUUAUUUAAAAAAAAAAAAUUGUGGACCGCUGGUAAUACACCCGACAUGUAAAACUGAGAUUCAAAUGACUGAUACCUCAUACUUGACACAUGCCUUGAAGCUGAAGCAAGGAGGCCUACUUGAAAUCGUCUCAGCAGAUGCCAUACACAAACUCACUACAAGAGGGAAUUAAUACAUCAACACAUUUUGACAGAGAAACGUUGUACUGCUCAGAAGCUGGUGAUGGCUGCAAUGUUAUGUUAUCAACUGUUUAGCAUGUUAACUUCCAUUUUGUAUUUACCACUUCUAAGAUGGUGUUAUGUGUAGAAGGAUCUGCAUGUGCAAAAUAAAUAUAUUUUUCCAUAAUGUGAUCACUUUUUUGCGUCUGUACUUAACUUGUUUUAGAUCUGUAGACAAUCUCUAAAACGAAUGUGCCGUUUUUUCCCCUCUUGGUUAAGAUGGAUAGAUUGAUAGAUAAUUAUUGUAUUAAUACACAAUCAAGAAAUUGAUAUAAUUUGCAUAACAUUCAUUGAAAAUUGUAUUUUCGGGGAGUUUUAUAAGAAAWAUAUAACCCUGAUCUAUGAUAUUGAUAAUGUACUGUUAUGACAUGAGCUUUUGCUAGACUGGUGUGGUGAAAAAAUUAUUUGAACUAUAUCCCCGAGCAGUCAGUCACAUCAAGUCCAUGGCAAAUUGACCAUUAUAUAUCUUAGAGGCUACAUGAAUGUGAGGUUUAAACUACUGCAUUCCCAUCAUAAACGCUAGUGCAAUAUGCCUAGACUAUUUAAUACAAACUGACAAUGGAGGGGGGUUCAAAGCCUUACUCAUGCAAAGUUAAGACUGGCAAGUCUGAUGGUCAAACAAUGGCUCAAAGAAUAAUGCUGAUGCCUCCCACCAAGCAACCAAUGAAGUAGUCUGCAGUGGUGUAAAGUACUUAAGUAGUAUUUUUACUAAAGUAGUGUUUUUGAG